GGAAUCAGGUCUCCCCCAAAAAUUCAUGUCCCUCGAUUCCAAAUAUUAGUUUUUUCAUUCCCUCAAUCUGCCCUCCCAAUUCCAAUUUCCUUCCCAGAUCAGAAUUUUUUGCAAACAAACAUCUUUAGAAUUCCGGAGUUCCAGGGGAAUAGACAAUGGCUCUAAAGCGUAUGCUUGGAUUCUCUGAUGGAGAAUUGAUGCGAUCGGAUGCAAAGCCAUGUUCGCGCCUGAUGAGGCACACUGCUGGAAUUUGUUCAGUUGGAGGAGCAUUGGGCUUUUGGACUCUCUGCCGCUUGUAUUAUGCUCCUGUGACUAUCUUUCUGUGACUAUCUUUUAUCCCUCCGCCGAUCGGGCAAAGCUCCUGUGACUAUCUUUUAUCCCUCCGCCGAUCGCAAUUGCGACGCCGGAAACUUGUUAAGAGAAAUCAUCUCAUUCUCGGUGUGAGUGUACUCUCGUUUUUAGAGGAGACGUUGUCGAGAUUGUGAUGACGACACUUUCCGAGCUCAAUGACGACAUCAUCCGCAGCAUGUCAGUUGGCGCCGUCUUCUCAGAUUUUGGUGGUAAAAUCAAUUCGCUUGAUUUCCAUCGGACGGCUGAUGUGUUGGUUACAGCAAGUGAUGAUGAUUCGGUUCGAUUUUAUGACAUUACGAAUGCUCAAUUGGUGAAGACAACAUAUCAUAAGAAUCAUGGAGCUGACAGGGUGUGUUUCACUCACCACCCAAAUUCCGUUAUAUGCUCUUCGAAAUACAAUUUGGAUUCUAAUGGAGAGUCGUUGAGGUAUCUAUCGCUAUAUGAUAAUAGGUGCCUUCGGUACUUUAAAGGGCACACAGACAGGGUUGUAUCUCUGUGCAUGUCUCCAGUCAACGACUGUUUCAUGUCUGGUUCACUAGAUCACAGUGUACGCAUGUGGGAUCUACGUGUUAAUGCCUGUCAGGGUAUAUUACAUCUGCGAGGUAGGCCUACGGUUGCUUAUGAUCAACAAGGUUUGGUCUUUGCUGUCGCAAUGGAAGGAGGUGCAAUAAAACUAUUUGAUUCUAGAUCGUAUGACAAGGGUCCUUUUGAUACCUUCCUAGUUGGCGGGGACACAGCUGAGGUGUGCGAUAUUAAGUUCAGCAAUGACGGUAAAUCAAUGCUUCUGACAACUACAAACAACAAUGUAUACCUCCUCGAUGCAUAUCAUGGAGAGAAGAAGUGUGGAUUUAACAUGGACGCUUCUGCAAAUGCCACCAUAGAAGCAACCUUCACGCCUGAUGGCCAAUAUGUGCUUUCUGGUUCUGGGGAUGGAAAUAUACAUGCGUGGAACAUCAGUGACGAGCCAAAUAAGAUCGCGUCUUUGGAUAGCCACAUUGGUGUUGCAGGGUGCCUGAGAUGGGCUCCUCGCAGAGUCAUGUUUGCGGCUGCUGCUGCUUCCGUUCUAACCUUUUGGAUUCCUGACGAUGAUGCUGAGCCGGGCGCCCCUGCCCCAGCUCCUUUACCCUGAUUGAUUAACAAUUUUAUUCAUCUAUAUGGAAAACCAUGGAAACAUGGCUGAUCAAAUAGAAGAAUGGAAGCUAAUUUUAAUUAGAAUCCUAGCUUUUUAUUUACUGCUUGAUGUCGGUUGUUUAUUAAAUGGAAAUUUGCUGCCGCUUGUUUUAA
Salvia hispanica is the source of this 1635-nucleotide messenger RNA. RefSeq names its product Transducin/WD40 repeat-like superfamily protein. NCBI's taxonomy places the organism in Eukaryota, Viridiplantae, Streptophyta, Magnoliopsida, Lamiales, Lamiaceae. Gene Ontology annotation, molecular function: protein binding; chromatin binding. The record is from RefSeq and is a predicted model, not a curated record. Gene Ontology annotation, cellular component: Set1C/COMPASS complex.